Messenger RNA from Gaeumannomyces tritici R3-111a-1, 3555 nucleotides. RefSeq lists its product as hypothetical. Gene Ontology annotation, molecular function: beta-glucosidase activity. The record is from RefSeq and is a predicted model, not a curated record. Bases 330 to 3290 code for a protein of 986 amino acids. Gene Ontology annotation, biological process: glucan catabolic process. Lineage: Eukaryota; Fungi; Ascomycota; Sordariomycetes; Magnaporthales; Magnaporthaceae. The transcript is spliced from 2 exons.
AGCCAGCCUUCGUUGUCUUCUCCCGCCGGAGCCAAGCCAAGACUGGCCCAUUCCCGCUGCCUCAGCAGCGCUUCUUCUUGUCUUCUUUCUUCUUGCUUCCCUUCCGCCUCGCCGGCCAGAUCCCACUGGAAGCGCUGGACCGCGACCACCCGGCGCACCCUCGAGGGUUCCAUGAUCCACGCGGCUGGGCAGACACGAUAACUCUGUCGGCUCUCCACAGCCGCAGCUUGGCAUCUCGAUUGAUCGCACCACCUGCGAGGCGAGCGGCACCGCGCCGACAAGGCUUUCGAACCCUCACUUACACACACACACACACCACUGCCAUUGAAAUGAUGGAUCCUUCAAGCGAGGGGCUGCUGAGCCCCAGCGAAAAGAAGCACCGUCGGCAAUCGUACGAAUCGGAAGGCUCCGAUCUGGACGCCACCGAGUUCCUCGACGCCGACCCCUUGGGACGGACCGCUGUCGCAAGUGGUAGAGAAACAUCACCGUCAAGAGACGGCCGCUUCUUUAAGAAACCCGCCUUCCUCCAGCCUGGCGGCGGCAGCCGCGCCUGGUCGUGGCGCCGCCCAUUUUCCAACUGCCGCCGAUGCUGCAUCUUCAUCGUCGUCUUCAUCGUCGCCCUCUGGCUCCUGAUCGGGGCUGGCGGUGCCGUCGUCUACAAAAAGUUCCAGGAAGAGCCGCCAUAUGGCCAGUCGCCCCCCUGGUAUCCGACGCCUCAAGGUGGCUCUACCAAGUCGUGGGCAUCGAGCUACGCCAAAGCAGAGAGGCUCGUAUCGCGCAUGACCCUUGCCGAGAAGGUCAACGUCACCACGGGUGUCGGAUGGUCCAUGGGCCCGGCUGUCGGCUCCAACGGCCCCGCGAGCAUCGUCGGCUUCCCACAACUGCACUUGCAGGACGGCCCCCUUGGCAUCCGCUUUGCAGACAAUGCCUCGGCAUUUCCGGCUGGUGUCACUGUCGCCGCAACCUGGAACCGCAAACUGAUGUACGAGCGCGGAAAAGCCCAUGGCGCCGAGGCUCGGGGCAAGGGAAUCAACGUUCUCCUGGGUCCUUGCGUCGGCCCGCUCGGCCGCAUGCCUGCCGGAGGCCGCAACUGGGAGGGCUUUGGCUCGGACCCUUACCUACAGGGAGUCGCGGGCGCCGAGACCGUGCGCGGUAUCCAGAGCGAGGGCGUCAUGGCCACUAUCAAGCACUUUAUCGGAAACGAGCAGGAGCACUUCCGCCAGCCCUGGGAGUGGGGGCUGCCGCACGCCAUCUCGUCCAACAUUGACGACCGCGCCCUCCACGAGCUUUACGCCUGGCCCUUCGCCGACGCCGUCAAGGCCGGCGUCGCCUCCGUCAUGUGCAGCUACAAUAUGGUCAACAACAGCUACGCCUGCUCCAACUCCAAGCUGCUCAACGGCAUCCUCAAGGACGAGCUUGGCUUCCAGGGCUUCGUCGUGAGCGAUUGGCUCGCCCAGCGUGCCGGUGUCGCCAGCGCCCUGUCAGGCCUCGACAUGACCAUGCCCGGAGACGGCCUCAAGUGGGCUGAAGGCAAGUCGCUUUGGGGUCCUGAGCUCACCAAGUCUGUCUUUAACGGCUCCGUCCCGCUCGAGCGCCUCAACGACAUGGUCACCCGCAUCGUCGCGUCGUGGUAUCAGCUGGGUCAGGAUGACCCAGCUCGAUUUGACGGCAAAGGCCCCAACUUCUCAUCCUGGACCGAUGACAAGUAUGGCGUCACCUCGCCUGGCAGCCCCACGCCGCAGGACAAGGUCGAGGUCAACAAGUUUGUCAACGUCCAGGCCAACCACAGCACCAUUGCCCGCCAGGUCGCUGCCGAGGGCAUUGUUAUGCUCAAGAAUGAUAAUGUUCUGCCCAUCAGCCGGCUGGGCUUCACCGACGCCAAGCGUGAUCUGCGCCGUAGGCACGAGGGCAAGCUCAAGAUCGGCAUCUUUGGUGAGGACGCCGCCCCCUCGCCCGACGGGCCCAACGGCUGCAAGGACCGCGGUUGCAACAAGGGCACGCUUGGCUCCGGCUGGGGCAGUGGUGCCGUCGAGUUCCCCUACCUCGUCAGCCCCGUCGAGGUCCUUCGCAAGGGGUUUGACGCGUCCAAGGUGACCCUUUCCGAGUACCUGACCAACACGCCGCCUUUCAGCAAGGACAAGGCGUCCGCUGACACGGACGUGUGCAUCGUCUUUGCCAAUGCCGAUGCAGGCGAAGGCUUCCUCAAGGCCGAAGGCGUCAGCGGCGAUCGCAACGACCUGCUGCUGCAGAAGGGAGGUGACGAGCUGGUGUACCAGGUGGCUAAACACUGCGGCGGUGGCCAGGGAGAGGUUGUCGUCGUCGUUCACAAUGUCGGCCCCGUCGUCAUGGAGCGCUGGAUCGACCUGCCGACCGUCAAGGCCGUGCUGCUGGCCAACCUUCCAGGUCAGGAGAGCGGCAACGCGCUGGCUGACGUCAUCUUUGGCGAUGUCAACCCGUCUGGCAAGCUCCCCUACACCAUCGGCAAGUCCCUCGAAGACUACGGCCCCGGCGCCAAGGUUAUGUACAUUCCCAACGGCGUCGUGCCGCAGCAGGACUUUAAGGAGGGCGUCUUCAUCGACUACCGCCACUUUGACCGCGCUGGCAUCAAGCCGCGCUUCGAGUUCGGCCACGGCCUGUCGUACACCUCGUUCGAGUUCGCCAACAUUUCCGUCAAGGAGCAGAAGCCCAAGUCGCCCUUCCCCGCGCCGCGCCCGGCCCCCGGCGCCACUCCGCCCAAGUACAGCACCAACGUUCCCGACGGCAGCGAGGCUCUGUGGCCCGCCGACCUGCGCCGCCUCGACAAGUACGUCUACCCGUACCUCGACGAUGUUGAGGAGCUCAUCACGGACCGCUACCCGUACCCGGACGGCUACGACAAGCCGCAGCCGCCGUCGCCCGCCGGAGGAGACGAGGGCGGCAACCCGGACCUGUGGGACACCCACGUCACCGUCUCGGCCACCAUCAGGAACUCGGGCGCGCGCGACGGCCAGGUCGUCGCCCAACUCUACCUGUCGUACCCGGCCACGGCCCUGCCCGGCUCCCGCGUCGCGCCCGCCGGCUCCCCGCCGCAAGUUGAUAUCAUGGUAGAGCUUCCCGUCCGGGUCCUGCGCGGCUUCGAAAAGGUUGCCGUCGCCAAGGGCCAGUCGGUCGAGGUCGAGUUUGACGUGACGCGCCGCGACCUCAGCUUCUGGGACGUCGAGACCCAGAACUGGAAGAUGAUCACCGAUGGCUCCUACACUUUUUCCGUCGGCCAGAGCUCCCGCGACCUCCCGCUACAGGCAAAGUGGUAGCGGCCUCUGUUGUAUAAAGUUCCACGUGGGGACGGCCCCUUGGAUCGUGUGGCUUGGAUAUAUGGAGCGAUGUAAUACGGCUGGCAUGGCUGUGGCUGCAGUAUAUUUUUGUGUUUCUUUUCUGGCGUUUCGGUAUUUUGCUGGUCAGCUGGUUUUGUACGUAGCUUUGGAGCGUGAAAAAAUACAGUGCUUCGAGCGUCUUCCUCUUGCAACAUGAUUGCCAUACUGUCCGGCCCAUACUCUCACACGGUGAGAACAAUUUCCA